CUAAUCUGUGUUUCGGCCUUGCAGCUAUACCCCUUGGUCGUCUUUCGCAUCUAUUACAGCGUUUGGCGUCUUCCAGAUGGCGCAACGGAAGAGACUUGUCGUUGUCGGCCUGGGCAUGGUUGGCAUCGCCUUCAUGUGAGUGUUGGCGAAGAAGGGGGCCCUGGAGCCGCGCGACUGGACCGACCGGUCGACUGACUGACUUUUUUUUUUUAAUCAAGUGAGAAGAUGCUAAAGCUGGAUGCCCGCGCAAACGAGUACACCAUAACGGUCCUCGGAGAGGAGCCUCACCUGGCCUACAACCGCGUCGGUCUGACGAGCUUCUUCGACCACCGCAAAGUAGAGAAUCUGUAUCUCAACCCUGAAGAAUGGUACCACAGCACGCCCCAAGGCUCAUUGGGUUACCACGUCAAUACCAAGGUCACAGGCAUAGACUCCCAGGCAAAGACGGUGACGUGCUCAAACGGCGAGGUCGUGCCCUACGACAUGCUCGUCAUCUCCACCGGCUCAGAUGCCGUACUCCCUAAACACACCCCGGGACAUGACGCAAAGGGCGUAUUCGUAUACCGCACGAUUGAUGACCUAAUCAGCCUCAUCGCCUUCGCCGCGCAGCGAAAAGGCACCGUGGGCGCAGUCGUCGGCGGCGGUCUCCUCGGUCUCGAAGCGGCCAAGGCCAUGAUGGACCUGAACUGCUUCGACAAGGUCAAGCUGAUUGAGAGAAACCGCUGGGUGCUGAGUCGACAGCUCGACAGCGACGCCGGCUCCAUGGUCGUGGGCCAGGUCACGGAUCUCGGCCUCGACGUGCUCCUCAGCAAGCGAGUGGGCCGGAUCGAGGUGACGGGAGACAAUCACGUCAGGGGCGUCGUCUUCGAGGACGGCGAGCGCAUGGACUGCUCGACCAUCUGCUUCGCCAUCGGCGUGCGCCCGCGCGACGACCUCGCCCGGAGGGCCGGCAUCAAGUGCGCCGACCGCGGCGGCGGCAUCGUCGUCGCCGACGACCUGAGCACCAGCGUCCCGGACAUUUACGCCAUCGGCGAGUGCGCCAGCUGGCAGGGCCAGACCUUUGGCCUCAUCGCCCCCGGCGUCGAGAUGGCCGACGUCCUCUCCUUCAACCUCACACAGGCCAAGCUGCACCAGCCGCGGGCCUUCAAGAGGCCCGACCUCAGCACCAAGCUGAAGCUCAUGGGCGUCAACGUCGCCAGCUUCGGCGACUUCUUCGCCGACCGCGACGGCCCGCAGUACCUGCCCCCCAAGGCGGCCCGCAAGGCCAAGAAGGGCGACGAGCGGAGCGCGCUCGAGACGUUGACCAACGGCCUGCCGCCGGCCCCCGUCAAGGCGCUCACGUACCGCGACCCGUUCCAGAACGUGUACAAGAAGUACAUCUUCACCGAGGACGGCAAGUACCUGCUGGGCGGCAUGAUGAUCGGCGACACCAAGGACUUCAUCAAGCUGGUGCCCGUCGUCAAGGACAUGAAGGAGCUGGACGUGCCCCCCAGCCAGCUCAUCCUCGGCGCCAACAAGGAGGUCGAGGACGACGGGGACGACCUGACGGACGACGUCCAGAUCUGCUCGUGCCACAACGUGACCAAGGGCGACGUCGCCAACUCGGUCAAGGACGGCUCCUGCAAGACGCUCGGCGAGGUCAAGUCCUGCACCAAGGCCGGCACCGGCUGCGGCGGCUGCAUGCCGCUGGUGACGACCAUCUUCAACAGGACGAUGCUGUCCAUGGGCAACGAGGUCAAGAACCACCUCUGCGCCCACUUCAACUACUCGCGCGCCGACCUGUACAGCAUCAUCCUCGUCAAGAAGCUGCAGACGCUCGGCGAGGUCAUGCGCGAGGCCGGCAACGACCCGGACUCGCUCGGCUGCGAGGCCUGCAAGCCCGCCGUCGCCAGCAUCUUCGCGUCCCUGUGGAACCGCCACGUCAUGGACCGGCCCGUACACGGCCUGCAGGAGACCAACGACCGCUUCCUCGGCAACAUCCAGCGCAACGGCACCUACAGCGUCAUCCCGCGCGUGUCGGCCGGCGAGAUCACGCCGGACAAGCUCAUCGCCAUCGGCAACGUGGCGGCCAAGUACAACCUCUACACAAAGAUCACGGGCGGGCAGCGCAUCGACAUGUUCGGCGCCCGGAAGCAGGACCUGCUCGACAUCUGGCGCACGCUGAUCGACGCCGGCAUGGAGUCGGGGCACGCGUACGCAAAGUCGCUGCGGACGGUCAAGAGCUGCGUCGGCACGACGUGGUGCCGCUACGGCGUCGGCGACAGCGUCGGCAUGGCGGUGCGGCUGGAGGAGCGGUACAAGAGCAUCCGCGCGCCGCACAAGAUCAAGGGUGGCGUCAGCGGCUGCGUCCGCGAGUGCGCCGAGGCCCAGAAUAAGGACUUCGGUCUCAUCGCCACCGACAAGGGCUUCAACAUCUUCGUGGCUGGCAACGGCGGCGCCAAGCCCAAGCACUCGGAGCUGCUCGCCAAGGACGUGCCCCCGACCGAGGUCAUCCCCAUCCUCGACCGGUACCUGAUGUUCUACAUCCGCACGGCCGACAAGCUGCAGCGGACGGCGCGCUGGCUCGAGAACCUGCCGGGCGGGCUCAAGUACCUCCAGGAGGUGGUGCUCGAGGACAAGCUGGGCAUCUGCGCGUCGCUCGAGGCGCAGAUGCAGGAGCUCGUCGACAGCUUCUUCGACGAGUGGGCCGAGGCCAUCAAGAACCCGGCCAUCGCGGCCAAGUUCCGGCAGUUCGACAACACGGACGAGGCGGUCGAGAACAUGGAGGUCGAGGUCGAGCGCGGCCAGGCCCGGCCCGUGUACUGGGCGCCGGACGCGGCCAAGGAGGACUUCAAGGGCCUCGCGGGCCGGUGGACGAGCACGGCGUGGCAGCCCGUGCUGCCGGCCGAUCACUUCGCGGGCGCCGACGAGACGCCCAGCGGCAUCUCGGCGACGGUCAAGCGCGGCGACACGCAGCUGGCGGUGUGGCGCGUCCGCGGGCGGUACUACGCGACGCAGCAGAUGUGCCCGCACAAGCGGCAGUUCGCGCUGUCGGACGGGCUGAUUGGCGAGGCGCUAGCCGGCGCCGAGACGUGCGACGACGCCAAGAAGCCCGACUCGGGGUGCGGCAGCGCCAACGGCGGUGGCGGCGGCAACGACGCGGGGCGGCGGUCGGCGCCGUGGGUGUCGUGCCCGUACCACAAGCGCAACUUCGACCUGGCGGACGGCAGCUGCAGCAACGACGGGGAGCUGAGCAUCGCGACGUUCGACGCCGAGGAGCGGGCGGACGGGCUGGUGUAUCUGCGGCUGCCGCCGGUCGAGGAGCUGGACGCGGCGCUGGGGACGGCGCGGUGGAAGGUGCGCAAGGGCGAGGCGGGCGCGUCGCCGUUCGAGGGGCUCGACAAGAAGAUCAACUUCAAGGGCCACCGCGCCAAGAAGCCCGGGGUCCGGCCGAUGGCCCCACUUAAGAUGCAGAAACCGGCGCAGCUCCUGGUCGGCGGCGGCGGCGGCGGGUGCGGGAGCGCGCCGGAUUGGUAGGGGUUCGGGUUCCAUUUUUCUUUUUCAAUUUUUUUUUUUUUUUUUCACUGGCAAGGGCGUUUGCGGGACUUGGGGAAGAUGAUUGCAUCGAAUGGAACGAACAACACGGGAUCGAGUAGGGUAAACAAAAAGAACUUUGGCGUUUAAUGGUCUACAGAGAAAUAGGUGUCCAGAAGCAGCAUCAUAUUUGCGUGAUGCCGUCCAGGACGGGGACGACGGCCGGUUACACCAGUAAAAGCGACGAG
Molecule: messenger RNA, 3761 nt
Organism: Colletotrichum navitas
Lineage: Eukaryota; Fungi; Ascomycota; Sordariomycetes; Glomerellales; Glomerellaceae
Product: nitrite reductase
Exons: 3
Coding region: 226-3516 (1096 amino acids)
Molecular function (GO): oxidoreductase activity; 2 iron, 2 sulfur cluster binding; heme binding
Source: RefSeq, a predicted model, not a curated record